CCUAUUAAUUGUGAAUUGUGAUCUAUUACAGUGAAUUUUAGUGUACAGAUACUAAUAGACGUAAAAAUAUAUGAAUUAUUCCAAUAAAAAUAUUAUAGUUAAAUAUUAUUAUAUUUCAAUUUUUGAAAAUUAUUGCGUUAACGUUGCUGGGAUUAAUAUCUUAAUUAAGUGAUUUGAACAUCAUAUGUUACUAAAAUGAAAGUUGAAAGCAAACCGCUUCGUUAUGCACAUGCUGAGGGGCAUACUGAUGUGUGUUACAGUGAAGAUGGCAGACAUAUAAUAACUUGUGGUCACGAUGGAGAUGUAAGAGUAUGGGUGGAUAUUGAAGAUGAUGAUCCCACAUCACAUUGUGUUGGAGAAAGUGCCUUAGCAGUGUGUUUCAAAGAUAAGAGACUGUAUGUAGCAACAGAUAAUCAUGCGGUGCAGGCAUACACGUUUCCUGCGUUUGAUAAAGAUGGUAUUAUUACGAGGUUUACUGCACCAGUUACACAGAUUAUGUCUUCGCUUAAGAUUGAAGCCCUUGGCUGUACUUCAGAAAACAUGGAAGCCAAAAUCUGUAGCUUAGAGGGUGGCGCACCAUUAUUUGUUAUGUCUGAUCACAAAGGCCCAGUCUUGAGUAUAGCAAUAUGUCCUCAUAUGAAAUAUGCAGCAACUGCUUGUGGCGAUGGUGCUAUGAGAGUUUGGGAUAUUGACACUCAGAAAAUGGUCAAAGAAGUUUCAUGUGUGCCUAAAAUUAAUACUUUUUAUGCAGCAAAGGUUUUAUGUCGUAUGGAUUUUGAACCAACUGAGGGAAAACAUCUAGCAUAUCCUAAUAAUAAAGAAAUAAUUUUACUAGAUUGUGAUAGUUGGAGUCAAAGAAUGACAUUUAAUCAUAAUUUGAUAAAAUGUGCAAUAUCCCAAUGUUUAUUUUCACCAUGUGGACAAUAUUUAGCUGGUAGCACAGUGGCUGGUCAGAUAGCCGUGUGGGAAGUGGAAACGGGAACAUGUAUGGGAAUUAUUGAACAUCCUACUUCACAUAAUGUUUCCUCUAUGGCCUGGAGCCCUAAAGGUAAUGGAGUAUUAGUAUACUGUGAUGUUGCUGGUCAACUGGGAAUGUUGGUUAAUUGUUAUGGCAAAGAUAGCUCGAAAUUUGGUGAUGCUGAAUCUGAGGAUAUUGAAACAGUGGAAAGAAUGGAUGAUAACGACGAAAUAGUCGACGAUCUAAUCCAAAACUACGAAAGCGAUGAUGACAAUGCAAUAUCGCUGGAGAAGAUAAAGAAUGAAACUCUCGGUUUGGUAGAGGACUCUCGACCAGAGUCUCGAGUGACGGUGGCUGCUGCGGCAUCUACUGUUCCUCCACAGCCUCCGUUCCAACCUUCUGCUACACCUGCACACCUUGAACAUAGGUACAUGUGCUGGAAUGAUGUAGGCAUUGUGCGCUGCCAUUCUGGUGAAAAUGGAGAAUCUACGAUUGAUGUGGAAUUCCAUGACUCCAACCUGCAUCAUGGAAUACAUUUGAAUAAUUAUUUGAAUCAUACCAUGGCCAGUCUAUCUAGUAAUGUACUGGCUUUGGCAUGUGAAACGCCUAGUAAACUAGUAUGCAUAUCACUAGUCGGUAGCAGUAAGGAAUGGAGUGUCUCCUUACCUGAUACUGAGGAAAUACUAUGUGUGUCGGCAGCUGGCCUUGUUGCAUGUGCUACGAAUGCGAGAUUAUUGAGAAUCUUCACGCCUUUGGGAACUCAGAGACAGGUGCUAUCGUUGUCAGGGCCAGUGGUAGCUCUAGCAGGCUUUAACACAACAGUAUUUGUGGUGUAUCAUCAUACUGACCCUGGUCAUUCAGAUCAGCAUCUAGCUAUGGAUAUCAUUGCAUUUAAUGGUCGACAAGUACGCAGCAAAACAGUCCUUCUACCGCUCACACCAGGGUCGAAACUCGCUUGGCUCGGUACAUCAGAUGUAGGUUCACCAUGCACUUGCGAUAGUACGGGAUUGGUCAGAUUGUAUGACGUCACGAGUGGAGUGUGGAUGCCAAUAUGUGAUACGAGUAACCAUUCUAAAGGAUUGUCCGACACGUGGUUUAUUGUUUCGGUAAAUGAGCAAACGCAAAAAGUAUGCGCUAUAUUGUGCAGAGGCGCGUCAUUCCCACUGACUGCGCCGAAACCGAUUGUGGCUGAAUUACCGAUACAGAUCCCCUUGUGUGAGUUGGAAACCGAGAAAAGUCAGUAUGAAGAACAACUGGUUCGCUGGGCGCACACUUCUUCUGAAGUGGAUGUUAAGGUUGCUAGAGAAACUGCACUCAAAUUGUUUGCUCUUGCAUGUCGCAGCGAAAUAGAACAGAGAGCAUUAGAACUUAUGGAGCUACUCAAAGAUGACCGCCUCCUUCCAUUAGCCGCUAAAUACGCGUCACGUCUUGGCCGAAUGCAUUUGGCCGACAAGUUGUCCAAUCUGGCCGACACGUGGGAGCGGGAUGCCGACAGGUUGAAUGUCGCUCAAAAUUCGCACUUCCAAGAAUUAGACACCCAAGAAACGUAUGACGUCACGAGCACGGAACAAGAUUUAAAUGCGAGCCUUAUUUUGCCGCAGAAGACGGUUAAGAAAAAAGUUGAAACCAUCACACCUAUAAAACCAGUUCCAAUAAAAUCAUCACCGGGCGGAGCUCGGAACCCAUUCAAAAAGCAACAGGAUUCAUCGAAAACCGUGCAAAGUCCACUAGCUUUAACUGAACGUACUUUAGUGGAAGUACAUUCCACAGCCGAAACUGAAAAUGAUGAUCCACUAAAACCGUUAGAAGGGGAAACAUUCGUAGAUUGGUUUUCACGAAACAAAUCAGCUUUAGAACAGCGGAAUCCUGAACUAACGCCCUCUGAAUUAACUCGGCAAAGUAUAAGGACGUUUAAGAGUUCGCAAAGUAAACCCACCGAGAGUAGUCAAAAGCGAAAACUGGACGAAAGCAUGGAAGAGACACCAGUGACGAAUGCACCAAAACAAUCCAAACUCAGUGCCUUUGCUUUCCAGAAGAAGAAUUAAGUGGUAUUUAUAAUUUGAGUACCUAUCAAAAAUAUUAACUAGCAGUCCGCCCCAGCUUCGCCCGUGGUACAUAUUAACGUUUUCUCUACAUAAGAACCAUCCUCGUACUUCAAGGGAUAUAAUAAAAAAAAAAAUUGUCGAAAUCGGUCCACCCGUGAUGCCGUGACAACGCGAAACGGGUUUCAUUUUUAUAUAUAUAUAGAUAAGGUUUUCCGAACAGAACUGAAAGACUUUAGUGUUUGAAUAUUUGAGUUUUUACAAAUUAGAGCAAGCAAGUCAAGUGAUAACAUUGUAAGUUUGUAACUAUGAUGUGCAAAUGUUUUUUUAUCAGUAAGUAAUGUUUUGGAAAGUCACAUUAACUAAGUGUUAUCAUGUUAAUUAGCUGUUUGUUUUAAAUACGGAUAAAUGGAAGUAAAAGUUUUUAUUGGUAUGACUGUUUAAUUAAUUUAUACUUUACACUUUAUGUACAUAGCAGUAAGUAAGUCGUAAUAAAAAGGUAAAAUUUUAA
Molecule: messenger RNA, 3511 nt
Organism: Colias croceus (clouded yellow)
Lineage: Eukaryota; Metazoa; Arthropoda; Insecta; Lepidoptera; Pieridae
Gene: Ctf4
Product: WD repeat and HMG-box DNA-binding protein 1
Exons: 16
Coding region: 196-3003 (935 amino acids)
Biological process (GO): mitotic cell cycle; DNA repair; DNA-templated DNA replication
Cellular component (GO): nuclear replication fork
Molecular function (GO): chromatin binding; protein binding
Source: RefSeq, a predicted model, not a curated record